Molecule: messenger RNA, 671 nt
Organism: Lagopus muta (rock ptarmigan)
Lineage: Eukaryota; Metazoa; Chordata; Aves; Galliformes; Phasianidae
Gene: TOMM5
Product: translocase of outer mitochondrial membrane 5
Exons: 2
Coding region: 71-226 (51 amino acids)
Cellular component (GO): mitochondrial outer membrane translocase complex
Source: RefSeq, a predicted model, not a curated record
GCACCGCCCCUCUUCCGGUUCCGGCUUCGCUCCUCUUCCGGUUCCGGCCCCGCUCGGCAGCCGGAGCAGCAUGUUCCGCAUCGAGGGGCUGGGGCCCAAGAUGGACCCGGAGGAGCUGAGGCGAAAGAUGCGUCGCGACGUCCUUACGUCUGUCCGCAACUUCCUCAUCUACGUGGCGCUGCUGCGGAUCACUCCCUUCGUCCUGAAGAAGCUGGACAGCGUGUGAGCUUUUUGCGAGCUGCACGGAAGACUCGGCUUCUGAAAACGCGCGGCGAACUGCUUUCCUCAUUGUUAGUUAAACGUUGUUCCGGAGGCGGGCAUCCGAUCCUAAAUAUUCCUUACCAUGGCCGUGCGGGCAUAUUCACGCAGAGAGCGAUAGCGCAGCGGGAGGUGUGGGGCAGAUGUCCGUUGUGCGUGCAGGUACUCGCCGAGCACUUUGGAGCUUCAGCAGUGUUACAGUGGAACAAUUCGGGUACUUUUUUAAAACACAUUCGUCUUCCGGUAUGAAGUCUGAAGCAUUGGCAGGUUGCUCUGUUGUGCACCUGCCUCUAAACUGCCGCGUGCUAUGGCUAUCGAUGUCCCCAAACCUGUCUGUAUAAUUACUUUGCUACUGAAUCCAGUGCAGAGGGAGUUUGAUUUUAAAUAAAUGGGAGAGCAGUUCUGUCAUGUAA